AUGGAUUCCGACGGUGAUGCUGUCUACUGCACGCUUCUCUUGAGCGAUCAUUACCUACCGGGUGCUAUGGUCCUGGCCCAUUCCUUGCGUGACAAUGGGACCAAAGCGAAGCUAGUUGCGCUUUUCACUCCGGAUACACUACAGACAGCGACGGUCAAUGAAUUAAGGACCGUCUACGAUGAGCUUGUCCCAGUACACUCAAUAGCGAACAGCACGCCCGCCAAUCUCUGGCUCAUGGAACGUCCCGACCUGGUCACGACAUUCACCAAGAUUGAGCUCUGGCGACUGACUCAAUAUCGUCGCAUUGUAUAUAUCGACUGCGAUGUCGUGGCCAUGCGAGCUCCCGACGAGCUUCUGUCUCUGGAAGCAGACUUUGCCGCUGCACCGGACGUUGGGUGGCCGGAUUGCUUCAAUAGUGGACUCAUGGUCCUCCGACCCAACUUGCAGGACUACUAUGCCCUGAAGGCGCUCGCUGACCGAGGCAUCAGCUUCGAUGGCGCUGACCAAGGACUGCUGAAUAUGCACUUCCGGGACUGGCACCGAUUGAGCUUUACAUAUAACUGUACCCCGAGCGCUAACUACCAGUAUAUCCCGGCCUACAAGCAUUUCCAGAGCACUAUCAGUCUGAUCCACUUCAUUGGCGCGCAGAAGCCGUGGACCUUGCCAAGACAGGUGGUUCCGCUCGAGUCGCCAUAUAAUCAGCUCCUGGCUCAUUGGUGGGGUAUCUACGAUAAGCAUUACCGUCCGCCUUUUGUAACCGCGCAUCAGCCUCACAAUCCCCCGUCCUAUUCAUCAGGCGGCCAUUAUGUGCCUGCUGCGGAGAUGGGGACAGGGACCGGUCCAGUCCAGAGCACCCGCCGAGCUACAAGCGGACUUGCUAUAUUUCAGGAUGAGUGGCCAGAGAAACACCAGGUUCAUUCUCCAGAUGUCCCCGCCAGCUCUCAUCACGAAGAAACACCAUUGCUUGUCUCAACCCAGGGCGUGCCGCCAGAUACCCAACAGACGCACCCUAUCGGACAUCAUACAGAUUACAGCACAGGCACGGUAGUGUCACUUCCAGUUCCAGUUUUGAGUGUCGUCCCCCAAUAUGUACGGGGAGAAGAGCAUGUUUCGACCUACAUUCCUCCACUGCCACAUGCAUCAGCGCCUAUCAUUUCGCAUGAAACCCAACCAAGUCUUGAAGUACAAAACCAGCCAGCACAUACGCAUCAUAUACCCCAUGAAGAUGGCAUUCAGCAACCACAACCAACGAGGCCUGUACCGCCAGUGGAUGAGCCGUAUCAGCGACCUCCUUCUCCGACACCAGCAUCCCCGAUAUUCGAAGCCCCCAAGGCAGAAUGGGAUGCAUCACGGGAGCCUCCGCCAUUGAAUUCUAAGCCUGAAGGGAUCAGCUUACAACAGAAGACAUACACCAUGUCGAAGGAUACUGAGCUCUUCCAGCCUCCUCCAUCGUACCCAGAAGCCCCAAGGAAUAUGUACUACCAAGUGCCAGUGACUAGACCAGAACCAAAAAAGCUCGCACAGCUGUUCCCCUGGGAGGGCCGCGCACCGAAACCGACCCGCGUUUUUGCAGAGGAGUUUCCACGUCCUGAAGUUUCAUCUCCAAACCCAGUCUCUGAGCUAGCCACUGGCACAGCGGAAUCUGCCAUGGAGCCGUCACUCUCCCCUCAAUCCGCGACGCAAGCGUCCGAAAGCUGGGACUCAUACACUCGCUCCAACGCGUGGGACGAGGACCCGGAUAUCCAGCGGUACAUGCACUCAAUGCAACAAGCGCGCCGCGGCCGACCACAAGUGAUAUCAGGCUCUGGAUCUAGUCCUCCCCUCACAGGUUCAGCAACGGAUCACAUCCCCGUCCCAGCAUCCAGCAGACCCAGCAUCAAGCUCACCGACUUCCCCACCGAAGUCGAACGCCCCAGUCUACCCGUAACACCCGCGCCAAUCCACCCCUCCUUUUUCAGCGGAGCAGAUGAUGAUGAUGACGAGGACCGCGCCACGGCCCUGCCGAUUGCAGAGGGCGUCCCUAGCCAGGAGGACUGGAAUCCCCUCGUCCGGCUCGAGGAGCUGCGCCGCCGGCAGUCCGACGUUUUGGGUGAUCCGGAGCACGUGCUUAGUCGGCUUGUUGCAUGGGAAGCUCGUGCGGAUCAGGCAGGUGAUGGUUCGGGGGGUGAGAGGAGCAGUGAGACCGAUGAUCGGGGGAGGUAG
Messenger RNA from Penicillium riverlandense, 2202 nucleotides. RefSeq lists its product as uncharacterized. The transcript has 7 exons. Gene Ontology annotation, cellular component: cytoplasm. The record is from RefSeq and is a predicted model, not a curated record. Gene Ontology annotation, molecular function: glycosyltransferase activity. NCBI's taxonomy places the organism in Eukaryota, Fungi, Ascomycota, Eurotiomycetes, Eurotiales, Aspergillaceae. Bases 1 to 2202 code for a protein of 733 amino acids.